This is a messenger RNA of Cucurbita pepo subsp. pepo (vegetable marrow), 1617 nucleotides long. RefSeq names its product root FNR 2 (gene RFNR2). Gene Ontology annotation, molecular function: oxidoreductase activity. NCBI's taxonomy places the organism in Eukaryota, Viridiplantae, Streptophyta, Magnoliopsida, Cucurbitales, Cucurbitaceae. The record is from RefSeq and is a predicted model, not a curated record.
UUAAUCGGCUCUCAAGUAGGCUCGAUCACGUGAAUGGGGGAUUUAAUAUGACAAAAGUUGGAGCAGCCAAAAGCCAAACCCGUCCCUUGCAAGUCUCCAAAGGGUCACAACAAGCCGCGAUUUUGAUCGAGUGCUGACUUGCUUCUCUUCUGUGUAUGAUCCUCCAUUCCAUAUAAGACCUACCCAUCUUCCACAAUUCUACAAUCGCUUUCUUCCUCAUACACAGCCUCUGCAUUUCGGAAAUGGCCCAUUCCACAUUUUCUCAGGUGGCUGUCGCUGUUCCAGUUGGAAAUGAUUUGUCUGUCAAGAGAUCAGUGUUUAAGACAAAUAGCCUAAGAUUCCAUGAGAAGUCAUGGUCACCUGUCUCAGCUCUGAACUUGAAUCUAAGGGGCACUCGAGCAAGAGGUUGGCAAACAGUAUGCAUGUCCGUGCCACAAACAAGUGCACCGAAGGUAUCUGUUGCACCUUUAGACCUUGAAGAUGCCAAAGAGCCUCCAUUGAAUAUAUACAAACCAAAAUCACCUUACACUGCAACUAUCGUUUCGGUUGAAAGACUCGUUGGUCCAAAAGCACCGGGAGAGACUUGUCAUAUUGUAAUUGAUCAUGGCGGCAAUGUUCCCUAUUGGGAAGGUCAGAGCUAUGGUGUUAUUCCUCCAGGUGAAAACCCGAAGAAACCUGGGAAUCCACACAAUGUUCGCCUUUACUCAAUUGCAUCAACUAGGUAUGGAGAUUCUUUUGAUGGCAAGACGGCUAGUUUAUGUGUUCGUCGUGCUGUUUAUUAUGACCCUGAAACUGGAAAGGAGGAUCCUUCAAAGAACGGAGUAUGCAGCAACUUCUUAUGCGACUCGAAGCCCGGAGAUAAAGUUCAGAUCACAGGUCCAUCUGGCAAGAUAAUGCUUCUUCCUGAAGACGACCCAAAUGCCACCCACAUAAUGAUCGCUACUGGCACUGGCGUUGCUCCAUUCAGAGGUUAUCUCCGACGAAUGUUCAUGGAGUCUGUACCGACAUUCAAAUUCGGUGGACUUGCUUGGCUGUUCCUCGGAGUGGCAAACGUCGAUAGUCUUUUAUAUGACGAUGAAUUCAGCAAGUAUCUGAAGGACUAUCCUGAAAACUUCCGCUACGAUCGAGCUCUUAGCAGGGAGCAAAAGAACAAGAGUGGAGGGAAAAUGUACGUCCAGGACAAAAUUGAGGAGUACAGCGACGAAAUCUUUAAACUCCUGGACGGCGGGGCUCACAUAUACUUCUGUGGACUGAAGGGGAUGAUGCCUGGAAUUCAGGACACUCUGAAGAAGGUUGCCGAGCAAAGAGGUGAGAAAUGGGAAGAGAAGCUUUCACAACUUAAAAAGAACAAACAGUGGCAUGUUGAAGUUUACUGAAGUGAAGUUGCAUAGUAUAAGUGCCUGCCUGCAUUCAUCUCCUGUUCUGUGUUACUCUUAGCAUUGCUCAUCUUUCAAUUUCACAAGAUGACGAAUAACGCGGGUACCGCCACGUUAUUCGACUCGUCGAUACUAUUUUUUCUUGAUUACAUAGACCAAGGAAGGAACCUUUCAGCACCUUAAUCUGUGAUUGUUUGAGUAUGAUGCUUGGAAAUGGAAUAAACUUCAGUUUAGAAUCCAA